GUUCUAUUGGUAGAUGAUAAUCCCUAUAUAUUAAAGGUAUUAUCUAUGAUGUUAGAAUUAGAGAAUUUAGAAAUUGAAACUGCUAAUAAUGGAACUGAGGCUUUAAAUUUAAUAGUCAACGAAACAAAAGGAAAAUUUGAUAUUAUAAUAACAGAUUUUCAAAUGCCUAUAAUGGAUGGUCAAGAGUUUGCAGAAACUCUGAAAAAAUAUGAUGAAUACAAAAAUCUCCCAGUAAUUUUAGUUACUCAAGCAAAU
Molecule: messenger RNA, 255 nt
Organism: Trichoplax adhaerens
Lineage: Eukaryota; Metazoa; Placozoa; Uniplacotomia; Trichoplacea; Trichoplacidae
Exons: 1
Biological process (GO): phosphorelay signal transduction system
Source: RefSeq, a predicted model, not a curated record